AUGACCUCCUCCCCUGCUGCCCCAUCUUCGAUCCCCUCGAUCCACGGGCAAAGCCCUCAUCAGCAGGGACAAGAUUGCCCAGCUGGGCAACAGGAUCAGCCGCAACAUGACAGAAAUGACGAAAGACAGUCUUCUCCAUCCAACAGCCCAACGACAAAGGCAGGAGAGUCGGCUACGCUGCCACAUCCCAAACUGCGCCUGCAUGUUCAGGAUCUCCGCCAUCCGGCCUCGAGCGCCUUUCUCUCCCUGCUCCCCAAUGUCGAAUCCGUGCUGGAUACCGCGCUGGCCGCAAUCAUCGAGCAUCUCUACACUUCCACAGCCGUUUCCAAGCCAGUGACGAAUACCCCACUGUCUCCUUUUACCCCCACCGUGCCGCCCACCCGGUCUGUGACGCUCGUGCUGCGCGACUUUGAGGGCGUAGCGUAUACGACAGGAACAGAGCUCGAUGACGAUCACAAGGAGAUUCACUUCUCCCUGUCCUACAUCCACAGCACCUGCCGCGGGAAUCCGGAUCCGGUGAAAGAGUUGACGGGGGUGCUCACCCACGAGCUCGUCCAUUGCUAUCAGCACACGGCUCCAAAGGGCACUGCGGCUCCACAUCCCCCAGGAGGCCUCAUCGAGGGCAUUGCGGACUUUGUCCGUCUGAAAGCGGACCUGGAGCCCCCGCACUGGAAACGACCGUCGUCAGCCAAGGACCGUGCAUCGCGAUGGGACCAAGGGUACCAGCACACGGCGUACUUUCUCGCGUGGCUCGAAGACGUCCGCAUCGGACGGGGUGCCAUUGGGCUGCUGAACGAUCGUCUCUUGCGGACGGGUUACACUGGGGAAGAGGGUGGUGAUGAUAAAGACCAGCAGCGGAUCAGUUUCUGGAAGGGGCUUUUCGGAGCAGACGUUUUGGAGCUGUGGGAAGAAUACGGUAGGUAUCUAGACGAGGGUAACGAAAUCCAGCGGCUGCAGUCCUAG
Messenger RNA from Rasamsonia emersonii CBS 393.64, 963 nucleotides. RefSeq names its product PBSP domain protein. NCBI's taxonomy places the organism in Eukaryota, Fungi, Ascomycota, Eurotiomycetes, Eurotiales, Trichocomaceae. The coding region runs from base 1 to 963 and encodes 320 amino acids. The transcript has a single exon. The record is from RefSeq and is a predicted model, not a curated record.